This is a messenger RNA of Annulohypoxylon maeteangense, 930 nucleotides long. RefSeq names its product putative cytosine deaminase. Gene Ontology annotation, cellular component: cytoplasm; nucleus. Gene Ontology annotation, molecular function: diaminohydroxyphosphoribosylaminopyrimidine deaminase activity. NCBI's taxonomy places the organism in Eukaryota, Fungi, Ascomycota, Sordariomycetes, Xylariales, Hypoxylaceae. The transcript is spliced from 6 exons. The record is from RefSeq and is a predicted model, not a curated record. The coding region runs from base 123 to 614 and encodes 163 amino acids.
CUACAUAUCUAGCACCUAUUUAAAACCGAGUAUAUUAUAAGAUUUCUGACAACUUCGUUACUGAAAUUUCCCUGCCGAGUUGUCGCAACGCUGUGUCACCCCUUUAAGCCAGUAUAGCUAAGAUGGAUGAUUCAAAGGGUCUCGCCUUGGCCAUCGAAGAGGCUAAGGCCGGGUACCAAGAAGGCGGCGUUCCGAUCGGCGCGGCGCUCGUCGCUGCUGAUGGCAAGGUGCUUGGUCGGGGUCACAAUAUGAGGGUGCAGAACGGUAACCCUAUUCUUCAUGGCGAGACUUCCUGUCUCCAGAACGCGGGCCGUCUGCCCUCGUCGGCGUAUAGUGGUAGUACCAUGUACACCACCCUCUCGCCCUGCGAUAUGUGUACCGGUGCUUGUCUCCUCUACGGCAUUUCCCGCGUGGUCAUCGGCGAGAAUAAGACGUUUCUCGGUGGCGAGUCGUAUCUAAAGCAGCGCGGCGUCGAGGUCGUCGUACUAGACUCGUCAGAGUGUAAGGAGUUGAUGGAUAGGUUUAUUGCGGAAAAGCCCGAGAUUUGGAACGAGGAUAUUGGCGUGGAAGAGAGGGUCUAUUCUCGGGAAGGUGUUAAGGCGCCGGGGGCUUGAGGGCUUGGAUUGCGCUGGGUGACACUCUCAUCAUAUCAUUAAAUCUCAAUUAGUUAAAGGUUUUAUUAUCCUAUAGUCCACAUCGCGAUAGGUGUUGAGUCAUGAAUUCACUAGUUAAUUGGCAGUGAAAACACCGCGUCGAGACUAUUUCUCGAUAAUUGAAAUCGAGAGAAACGCCUGGAGGGUAUCUUAUGUGCGGCGCUUAAAAGUUAAGCCGGCCGAGGGUGAACUAUGGAAAGAGGAUGGAUAUACCGAAGUCCGAAGGGGCGCCGCCACAAUCUAUUAUCAAUCAUGGUCCUCUUCCGUAAGGCCGGGA